This is a messenger RNA of Chrysochloris asiatica (Cape golden mole), 2703 nucleotides long. It is a transcript of the gene LPIN2, whose product is annotated as lipin 2. Gene Ontology annotation, biological process: cellular response to insulin stimulus; fatty acid catabolic process; positive regulation of transcription by RNA polymerase II. The record is from RefSeq and is a predicted model, not a curated record. Gene Ontology annotation, molecular function: transcription coactivator activity; phosphatidate phosphatase activity. The transcript has 19 exons. Lineage: Eukaryota; Metazoa; Chordata; Mammalia; Afrosoricida; Chrysochloridae. Gene Ontology annotation, cellular component: cytosol; endoplasmic reticulum membrane; nucleus. Bases 13 to 2703 code for a protein of 896 amino acids.
UAGUCUCAAACCAUGAAUUAUGUGGGACAACUAGCUGGGCAGGUGAUUGUCACUGUGAAGGAACUCUACAAGGGCAUUAACCAAGCCACCCUGUCGGGGUGCAUCGAUGUCAUCGUGGUCCAGCAGCAGGAUGGCACCUAUCAAUGCUCGCCUUUCCAUGUCCGGUUUGGAAAGCUGGGAGUGCUGCGCUCCAAGGAGAAAGUGAUUGAUAUAGAAAUCAAUGGUGAUGCAGUGGAUCUUCACAUGAAAUUAGGUGACAAUGGAGAGGCUUUCUUUGUGGAAGAAACUGAAGAGGAAUAUGAAAAACUUCCUGCUUAUCUUGCCACCUCACCAAUUCCUACUGAAGAUCAAUUCUUUAAUGAUAUUGACCCCCUUUUGAUGAAAUCAGGUGGACAUGAAAGAUUACCUCAGAGUUCAGAUGUCUCACACAUCUUGGAAAUGGAGACAGUUUUCACCCCAGGUUCUGUGAAAAAGAAAAAACGAAGGAGAAAGAAAUGCAAGCAAGACAGUAAGAAGGAAGAUCAAACUGCUUCUAUUGCGGAAGAUGCAUUCAACGUGGAUAGAAGCUCAGAUGAUGAGAAGGGAGCCCAGUCAGCAGCAAGAGGAUCUUCAAAUGCUUCCUUAAAGGAAGAAGAAUAUAAAGAGCCAUUAAUCUUCCAUUCUGGGGACCAUUACCCAUUAUCUGAUGGAGAAUGGUCUCCUUUGGGCAACACCUAUUCUCAGGUGGUGUGUCCUAAGAGUGAUUCAGAGUUGGAGGUGAAGCCUGCUGAAAGCCUGCUCAGAUCCGAGUCUCACAUGGAAUGGACGUGGGGCGGGUUUCCAGAGUCCACCAAGAUUAGCAAAAGAGAGAGAUCUGAUCAUCAUUCUUGGAGAGCUACAAUUACACCAUCAGAAAACACCCAUUUUCGGGUGAUUCCCAGUGAGGACACCCUCGCGAGUGAAAUUGAAAAAGAUGUUUCCAUCGAAGACACAGUCUGCACAAUAGUAAAACCCAAACCCAGAGCUCCGUGUAAGCCGAUAAGCCACACCAGUCCCACUGCAGAACUUACUGAACCUCCUCUUAGGGAUCCUCAGGUUUCAUCUAUAUUAGAUGCAGACCACCUUCCUCACGCAUCGCUAGUGGAAGCAUCCUCAGAAUUAAAGCCUACAGCUAAAGUAGACUCACCGUCAAAGAAGAAAGGUGUCCACAAGAGAAGCCAGCACCAGGGACCUGAUGAUAUUUACCUAGAUGACUUAAAGGCCCUGGAACCUGAAGUUGCUGCCCUCUAUUUUCCUAAAAGUGAAUCAGACCCAGGUUCCCGGCAGUGGCCUGAGUUGGACACACUCUCUGGCUCCCAGUCUCCACAGUCUGUGGGAAGUGCAGCUGCGGACAGUGGUACCGAGUGCCUCUCUGAUUCUGCCAUGGACUUACCUGAUGUCACCCUCUCACUUUGCGGGGGCCUCAAUGAGAAUGGAGACAUUUCCAAAGAAAAAUUCAUGGAGCAUAUCAUUACUUACCACGAAUUUGCAGAAAACCCUGGACUUAUAGAUAACCCUAAUCUAGUGAUACGGAUAUAUAACCGUUACUAUAACUGGGCUUUGGCUGCUCCCAUGAUUCUUAGCUUGCAAGUAUUCCAGAAGAGUUUGCCUAAGGCAACAGUCGAGUCCUGGGUCAAAGAUAAGAUGCCAAAGAAAUCUGGUCGAUGGUGGUUUUGGCGGAAGAGAGAAAGCAUGACCAAACAGCUGCCAGAGGCCAAGGAGGGAAAAUCCGAGGCACAACAAGCCAGCGACCUACCAUCAAGCGCUCAGGAGCAAGCCAGUGCCAGACUGUCUGAAGAUGACUCAUCAAGUGAUGAGGCGUCUCAAGAGCUUGAAGAAUCCAUCAAAGUGGACCCGAUUCCUGGGGAGCGCCUGAUCCAUGGCAACACAACCUCUUACAAGAAGUCUCUCAGACUCUCCUCGGAGCAGAUCGCAAAACUGAAGCUCCAAGAUGGGCCAAAUGAUGUUGUGUUUAGUAUCACCACCCAGUAUCAAGGUACAUGCCGCUGUGCAGGAACCAUUUACCUGUGGAACUGGAAUGACAAGGUCAUCAUUUCAGAUAUCGAUGGGACCAUAACCAAGUCUGAUGCUUUGGGACAGAUUCUCCCACAACUGGGUAAAGACUGGACUCACCAGGGUAUAGCAAAGCUCUACCAUUCCAUCAAUGAAAAUGGUUACAAGUUUCUGUACUGUUCUGCCCGAGCCAUUGGCAUGGCUGAUAUGACACGCGGCUACCUCCACUGGGUCAAUGACAAGGGCACAAUCUUGCCUCGGGGCCCUCUGAUGCUGUCCCCCAGCAGCUUGUUCUCUGCCUUCCACAGGGAAGUGAUUGAGAAGAAACCAGAGAAGUUCAAAAUUGAAUGCCUCAAUGAUAUCAGGAACCUGUUUGCCCCAUCUAAGCAGCCCUUCUAUGCUGCGUUUGGAAACCGCCCAAAUGAUGUCUAUGCUUACACACAAGUUGGAGUUCCAGACUGUAGAAUAUUCACCGUGAACCCCAAAGGAGAGUUGAUACAAGAAAGGACCAAAGGAAAUAAGUCAUCGUACCACAGGCUGAGUGAACUCGUGGAGCACGUAUUCCCACUCCUCGAUAAAGAACAGAACUCAGCCUUUCCGUGCCCAGAGUUUAGUUCCUUCUGCUACUGGCGUGCCCCGAUCCCCAAUGUGAGCCUCAAUGACCUGGCCUGA